AUGGCGACCAAGAAGCCCAACAUCCUCUACAUCAUGGCUGACCAAAUGGCUGCGCCCUUGUUGUCCUUGCAUGACAAGAACUCCCCCAUUAAGACUCCUAAUCUAGAUCGCCUCGCCGACGGCGGUGUGGUCUUCGACUCAGCUUACUGCAACUCACCACUGUGUGCUCCCUCACGCUUCGUCAUGGUCAGCGGCCAGCUGCCCUCUAAAAUUGGAGCCUACGAUAACGCGGCGGAGCUGCCCGCAGACACCCCCACAUAUGCUCACUAUCUGCGGCGGGAGGGAUACCACACAGCCUUGGCUGGAAAGAUGCACUUCUGUGGCCCGGAUCAGCUUCACGGCUAUGAGCAACGCCUGACCAGUGAUAUCUACCCUGGUGAUUACGGCUGGUCCGUCAAUUGGGAUGAACCUGACAUCCGUGCCGACUGGUAUCACAACAUGUCCUCCGUGAUGGAGGCAGGCCCCGUCGUACGCACCAAUCAAUUGGAUUUUGAUGAAGAGGUGAUUUACAGGUCAACCCAAUACCUGUACGACCAUGUUCGGCAGCGCAACGAGCAGCCUUUCUGCUUGACAGUCUCCAUGACUCACCCUCACGACCCUUACGCCAUGACUAAGGAGUUCUGGGACCUGUACAACGAUGUCGAGAUCCCGCUGCCUAAGAACGGAGCUAUCCCCCACGACCAGCAGGAUGCGCACUCGCAGCGUGUGCUCAAGUGUAUCGACUUGUUCAACAAAGAGAUGCCCGACGAGCGAAUCCGUGCCGCCCGUCGCGCCUACUAUGCCGCCUGCACAUACGUUGAUACCAACGUCGGCAAGCUGCUUCGUGUUCUCGAAAACACCGGUCUGGCCGAUGACACUAUCAUUGUUUUCACCGGUGAUCACGGUGACAUGCUUGGCGAGCGCGGCCUGUGGUACAAGAUGACCUGGUUUGAGAAUUCAGCUCGUGUUCCUUUCCUCGUCCACUCGCCCAAGCAUUUUGCUCCCAAGCGCGUGUCCGAGAACGUUUCCACCAUGGAUCUCCUCCCUACAUUCGCUGAAUUGGCAGGUGCCAAACUCAUCUCCGAGCUUCCCCUAGAUGGUGUUUCCCUCGUGCCGUAUUUGACCGGCGGCGAAGGUCUCCGCACUGAUACUGUCUAUGGCGAGUACAUGGGCGAGGGCACCCAGGCUCCUCUCAUGAUGAUCCGUCGUGGCCGCUGGAAGUUCAUCUACUCAACUAUCGACCCACCCAUGCUCUACGAUCUCGUCAACGACCCAGAGGAGAGGAUCAACCUCGCAGCCGGCCUACCCAUCCCAUCCAGCUCCACCCGCGCAGCCAUCAUAGCCAAACCCGCCCACUUGGCAUCGUCCAUCAACCUGCCAACUCCAGACGAUACCCCGCACGCAUCGCCAAUCCCUCAACGCGCCAAUACGGCAUACUACCCCUUCCCCUCGACCACUCCCCCUCGCACCCCGAGCCCCGCCAAGCUCCCGCCUGCAGUGCCCAACACCACCGACCCAACUAAGAUUCUGGCAUUUUUCCUCGAGGAAACCCAUACCCGUUGGGAUUUGGAGAAGAUUCACCAGGAUGUUCUGCGCUCCCAGCGUCGCCGCCGUCUGGUCUAUUCCGCUUUGAUCCAGGGUGCCCAGACCGUUUGGGACUACGAGCCACGCACCGACCCGAGCACCCAGUACAUACGCAACCAGGGCAAGGGUGCCCUCGACGAUGUCGAACUCAUCUCCCGUUGGCCCCGUCUGUUCCAGCAAGCUGCUGCUGCCAAUGGGAUGUCUGCAUAG
Penicillium samsonianum is the source of this 1773-nucleotide messenger RNA. RefSeq names its product putative choline sulfatase. The record is from RefSeq and is a predicted model, not a curated record. The coding region runs from base 1 to 1773 and encodes 590 amino acids. NCBI's taxonomy places the organism in Eukaryota, Fungi, Ascomycota, Eurotiomycetes, Eurotiales, Aspergillaceae. The transcript has 2 exons. Gene Ontology annotation, molecular function: sulfuric ester hydrolase activity.